Pisolithus orientalis is the source of this 231-nucleotide messenger RNA. RefSeq lists its product as uncharacterized. The transcript is spliced from 2 exons. Bases 1 to 231 code for a protein of 76 amino acids. The record is from RefSeq and is a predicted model, not a curated record. NCBI's taxonomy places the organism in Eukaryota, Fungi, Basidiomycota, Agaricomycetes, Boletales, Pisolithaceae.
AUGUUCUCUUUGAAUAUGGGCCACUUUAUCGUUGGCCUCACCGCCUUGUUUUUCAUCCUCGCGGGUUAUGCGGUGCUCGUGAGUGCAUUCGUUCCAUCAACAGGGAUCUACCUGCUUGACUUCCUGGCACAGGACACGCACUACAAAUACUUUGCUCUGUUUCUUAUACCAACCAGUUCAUACUUUGUUAUCGCGAACUGGGUGGGUUGGCAGUACUACCAGAACUCGUGA